This is a messenger RNA of Achroia grisella, 750 nucleotides long. RefSeq lists its product as uncharacterized. The transcript has 7 exons. Bases 1 to 750 code for a protein of 249 amino acids. The record is from RefSeq and is a predicted model, not a curated record. NCBI's taxonomy places the organism in Eukaryota, Metazoa, Arthropoda, Insecta, Lepidoptera, Pyralidae.
AUGCAGCAAUUCGCUUCUGGAACAUCGGUAGAAAAAGACACACAGUCAAUCGAGUCUGCUAAGAACAGUGCGAAUGCAAGAGGCUCAGCAGAAAACCAUUCAGUUUUUGGGAAAGUGGAGGAUGGGGAAGAAUCUGAAGAUAGUAAUUCAUUUGUUGAAGAAGUAAAUAAGGCACCCAGUAUUAAUGAAAAUGAGAGAAUUGAAUUAUUAAAACAGAAUACCGCUACUAAGAAACCAGAUCCACAGUAUGAGAUUGAAAAGGCAGCAGGAGAUCUGGCCGACAUGAUGGGCACGAACCAGCACUACAGUUACCCAACUGAAUAUAAGGACUUUGGAAGACGAUUCGUGCCACAGUUUCCAUAUUUUGAAGCAUUCCAGAAGAAAAAUAAUAAUCAAAACAACGGAUUAUUGCCCAGGAAAGCAUCACCAGAUGUAGUUCUGGCUGUAGCUAAGGAGUCAGCACAAUUGGAGGCAGCUAAACCUAUCAAUCCAACGGACGAAUUGAUCAAGAAGGAAAUACUUAGAACUGGUAAUUACUGGAAUGCAGUUUGGGUGGAAGAUGUAAAUCCGAAAGAAUUAUUGAGAAACUAUAGAGGAAAACAUACAGCUGUGGGAAAGGAUACAUCUGAUUUACCUUUAAAAUUGAAGUCGGUCAAAGCGAAAAUAAUGCCAGGAUCUAAACUUUAUCAGCUGGUAUCUGUUCUCAAACAGUAUUCACCAAAACUUCUUUAUGUGAUUAACGAAAAGUAA